AUGAUGACAACCUCUUCUCAGACCAGUCAGGCAGACGGCUCGAAACCCUUACAAAGCUCAUCACGAUGCUCGUCGAGGUCUCAUAGACAAGCCACACCGAUGCUGUGGGAGUACUUUUCCAACGCUGUCUGUUCAAAUUUGGAAAGCCCUAGGUCCCUUACUGACUCUCAGGGGUUGGAAUCCCAAGAUCGGACCCCUGGACCACCCUCUUACCACCAGAAUUCUCAUUACAACAGCUGCCCGCAGAGAAGUCCCUUUGAGACGAGCUACGAGUUUCAUGAUAGCAUUCACGACGAUAGCGACGCUACGCCCACUUGGUGCUCCGGCGUGAAAUCGCAACGGCAGACACCGUUAGAUGAUUCACAAAGUGAAGGAGACAGCUCUUCCCUUUACGGAAGCGACAAGGAAUAUCUGCCAUCUAUCACACCGUUUCAGGCUGUUGUGUCUAUUAAUGGGGAUCAGAUGAGCUUUAAAUGCUUCUUUGAGCAUGACGGCAGAGACGGUCCUGUCGAUGUGAAAUUCUCUCUACCGAAUCGCAAGGAAUAUGUCAGCAUUAAACUGAGCAUGAUAGUCGAGCGAAAAGAACCUUUGUCACGAAGCACCAGCUACUACAGCUGGAAAUCGAAAGGGGCCAAGCGAGCUUACUAA
This is a messenger RNA of Colletotrichum orchidophilum, 648 nucleotides long. RefSeq lists its product as uncharacterized. The record is from RefSeq and is a predicted model, not a curated record. The transcript has a single exon. Bases 1 to 648 code for a protein of 215 amino acids. Lineage: Eukaryota; Fungi; Ascomycota; Sordariomycetes; Glomerellales; Glomerellaceae.